Messenger RNA from Triplophysa dalaica, 3997 nucleotides. RefSeq names its product exostosin-1c. Bases 1305 to 3602 code for a protein of 765 amino acids. NCBI's taxonomy places the organism in Eukaryota, Metazoa, Chordata, Actinopteri, Cypriniformes, Nemacheilidae. The transcript is spliced from 11 exons. The record is from RefSeq and is a predicted model, not a curated record. Gene Ontology annotation, cellular component: membrane. Gene Ontology annotation, molecular function: glycosyltransferase activity.
AUUGAGGAUGCGAGAAAAAGAACAAUGUAAAGCCGAACGCUGAUGGAUUUCGUGUAUUGGCACCAAUUGUACAUUCAUAAUAUUGUCUAAAUUUGGAAACAAAGGGAUUUAUCAUCGGACGCUGUCGGCAUUGCAUUGUCUAUGUGAGGCUGAACGGGAUUUGGGGAGUGCACCAUUGAGCGGUGUGCUGAAGUUCAGGGUGAGGUACUGUCAUACUGAAGAAAACGGCGUUGCCUUGUGUCUCGGCAUCGUUUGAAUAGUUUUAAUCGUUUCAUCACUCGUUACGAAUUUAGUGUCUCGUCAAUACCGUGGACCUUCAACUUCACAUUUGCGACCGAGUGCAGCCCACCCCCAAGGGCACUGGCUGCGACCAUUGUUUCCUUGUCAUAUAUUCCAUACCCAAGAACACAGCGUCUUUCAUCCAGGCACAGACAAGCUCCCAACCAGCAGCUUACUAAAAUAUUAACGUGGCUGCUGGCGUUUGCUUCAUGCCUGUGUAUAUGGACGGCAUUCGGUCUCCUCAUUCAUCCAAACGAUCUUGCAAUUAAGGUAGGAAGCCACAUUAUUACAACAACGGAUGUCCACGCAUAGUGAGCCCUUACAGAUCACACAAAUCACCCCCAGGAUACUCAAAGUCCGAGUGGAAUAUUAAUAUUUGGCAAAAUACCCUUGAGUGGGAAGAGAGGGAGUGACGGAGAAGCGCGCGGGAGGAGGUGUGAGAUUACGGGAGCGCUCGCUGCGUAUGCUCGCGCGAGGCUCUCUGUAACUCAAUCUGGUUGUAGAGCUGGUAAAGCGAGGAGACAGAGAGAGACUGGGUUUUGAACACAGUGGAGGUGUCCACGGAGCGCUUCAGGGGUGGACCGUGUGGCACGGAUGUUAUUGCAUCACGUAAAACUGUGCUGCUGAAAACAAGCAGGGCCAUUUCACCGGGAGAGAGAGGAGAACGCGUUCAGUAUCGCCAGGGGAUGAGGAUGCGGCCAUACUAAAGGACCAGCGUGAUAAUGACAGGGAAGCGCAGAGGGAUCCACUGAGCCAUGAGGAGAGUGGCGCUACGAAAAGAGAAACUGCACUGCAUCAUCUCAGGUGGACAUCAGCAAAGAGCACACGCAUUUAUGUUGCUUGGGCGUCGCGUGCUGUAAACAGAGUAAUAUAAGCAAGACACGAUUUGAGUUUCUAUUUCUCGCUAAUGGACAAGAGGACAUUGGGGCUAUGCUGGAGCUUCGGCCCCUGCUGUCUGGCCCAACUCCCCCCAUCUGAGGCUCCAGGCCGGGCCCUGGAGCUCAAAGGGUGAGAGAGACAGCCUCAUGCAGGCACGCAAGAAGUACGUGCUCCUGGGCCUAUGCACGUGCUGCUGGCUGCUGCUCUAUUAUUGGGGCGGCUUGCAGGACCGCCUUUUGGGUCUCAUCACCCACAGGAGGGGGGAAGUGGCACGACCCUGGCCUGACUGGUUGGAUCGGGUGCUGCUCCCGGACUACGCAGACCAGGCCGAACUUCAGCAUGGUGGGGGGCCCGGUGAGUCACCCAGGCAACGGCAGCAGACAUGGGCAGGGAUUUACAAGGACAGUCACUGCAGGAUGGACACGUGCUUCGACUUUGCCCGAUGCCAAGGUCAAAGUGGCUUUCGGGUGUACGUCUAUCCAACGGAGAAAGGAGAGCGGGUGUCAGAAAGUUAUCGGAAGAUUCUCACCUCAGUGGCGGAAUCGCGGUAUUACACGUCGGACCCGCACGAAGCAUGUCUUUUCGUGCUGGGAAUCGACACGUUGGACAGGGACCAGUUAUCCUCGCAGUUCGUGCCCAACGUGGAUGAGCGCAUUCGAGGAUAUCCCCUCUGGAACGACGGACGCAACCACGUCAUCUUUAACCUUUAUUCGGGAACUUGGCCUAACUAUACUGAGGACCUGGGAUUUAAUGUAGGCCAGGCCAUUUUGGCCAAAGCAAGUCUGAACACAGAACACUUCAGACCCGGCUUUGACAUUUCCAUACCUCUGUUUUCUAAAGAUCACCCGCAAAAGGGCGGCGAGAGGGGAUGGUUAGUUCGCAACACCGUCCCCCCUCGGAGGAAAUACCUGCUGAUGUUUAAAGGUAAACGAUACUUGACGGGCAUUGGCUCAGACACUCGAAACGCUUUGCAUCACAUCCACAAUGGUAAGGACAUUGUGUCGCUAACAACUUGCCGCCACGGCAAGGACUGGGAGAAACACAAGGACGCACGCUGUGACCAUGACAACCAAGAGUAUGAGAGAUUUGACUAUCAAGAGCUGCUCCACAACUCCACCUUCUGCCUCGUACCUCGGGGCCGGCGCUUGGGCUCAUUUCGAUUCCUCGAGUCUUUGCAGGCCGCUUGUAUCCCAGUGUUACUCAGUAAUGGAUGGGAGUUACCUUUCUCUGAUGUCAUCCAAUGGAACCAGGCAGUCAUCGAGGGCGACGAGAGACUGUUGCUACAGGUGCCGUCUACCGUGCGUGCUGUUGGCAUUGACAGGGUGCUACUGUUGAGACAGCGCACACAGAUGCUCUGGGAAGCGUAUUUCUCCUCCGUGGAUAAGAUCGUACUCACCACACUGGAGAUCAUAAAGGACAGAGUGUAUUCCCACAUCUCCAGAAAUAAAUUAAUGUGGAAUGCCUUACCCGGUGGGCUGCUGGUUCUGCCCGAGUACUCUACACACCUGGCCCACUAUCCCUUCUAUUACCUAAAUCUUGGGAUCAGUCCAGGUCAAGAGUUUACUGCUGUCAUUCAUGCCACCUCGCCUCUGGUGUCCCAAUCUCAGCCAAUCAUGAAGCUUUUACAGGUCGUCUCCAAAUCCAAAUACUGCUCACAGAUCAUAAUCUUGUGGAACAGUGAAAAGCCGCCCCCUCACCGGAGUAAAUGGCCGCCUAUGCCAGUGCCCCUUACAGUCACAGAUGGCAGAAGGAAAGUGAGUAUCCACGUGAGAGCACAGUCAAGAAAUUUCACUCUCUAUCUCAUUUCUCACAUUCUCUGCCACACUUUCUGUUCACAGACAAGCAGUCGUUUCUUGCCUCAUGCAGCUAUCGAGACGGACGCGGUUUUGAGCCUCGAUGAGGACACGGUUCUGUUGACCAAUGAGAUCAAUUUUGCUUUCCACGUUUGGCGGAGUUUCCCUGAGAGGAUUGUUGGCUACCCUCCCAGAAGCCAUUUCUGGGACCCGGUUAAAAGAGCCUGGGGCUACACCUCUAAAUGGACCAAUGAGUACUCCAUCGUCCUCACUGGAGCUGCCUUCUAUCACAGGUAUUACCAUCACUUGUUCUCUCACUACCUGCCCCCGUCUCUCCGUGCGCUGGUGGACCGCACCUUAAACUGUGACGAUAUCCUGAUGAAUUUCCUGGUCUCUGCUGUGACACACCUGCCACCCAUCAAAGUGGCACAGAGGAAGCAGUAUAAAGAGAUGCCCGCUCCGCAGGGCUCCAAGACGGCCCCUUGGGCGAACCCUGAGCACUUUACCCAAAGGCAAGAGUGUGUUAACACCUUUGCAAGCUGGUUCGGUUAUAUGCCUCUAGUGCACUCGCAAUUUCGCCUGGACCCUGUUCUCUUCAAGGACCAUGUGUCUGUUUUCCGCAAGAAGUACAAAGACCUGGAGCGAGUCUGAGCCAAGCUGACAGCUCGACAGUCGGAUGAGACCAGAGACGGCUCACAGACUGAUACAGACACUGAUGGAGAGAUCCGUUUCUUUCUGUCCACUAAGAGCCAGAUGACUACAGCUUCUGGCUUUUGUAGGGGCCUCCCAGCUACGCUUGUGGUGGCCAAUUGGAGGACCGGAUAGAGAUAUACAUAUAUGAGGGUUCUCUAUGUUUGACUGACAGCUUCAGGGAUGAGUGAAAAUGCAUCACAGAUCUGUCAAUCAUUCCUGCUGCUGUUUCAAUGGGGAAGUUUGUAGCAUGAUGCUGACGGUGAUGUCGAUUUACACAUGACAGUCGCCGGCAAACAACAGAUUGAACACAUGAUCUGAUAAUUACGUGACCAAUAAAAUAAUUCUGAAAUGCA